This is a messenger RNA of Salvia miltiorrhiza (redroot sage), 1631 nucleotides long. Its product is annotated as UDP-glucose iridoid glucosyltransferase-like. NCBI's taxonomy places the organism in Eukaryota, Viridiplantae, Streptophyta, Magnoliopsida, Lamiales, Lamiaceae. Gene Ontology annotation, molecular function: UDP-glycosyltransferase activity. The transcript is spliced from 2 exons. The record is from RefSeq and is a predicted model, not a curated record. The coding region runs from base 156 to 1502 and encodes 448 amino acids.
UCUCAUUCACAAUUCGUACCAAAACGACAGAAAGCCUUAAAACAAGCUCGUAAAAUCCAAGAAAAUAUUGCUCCUCUGCCACACCAUUGCCAAGUUCCAAUCUUCUCUCGUAGUAAUUUCAAGUGAAGAAACCACCUCCGAAAAUCCCAGAAAAAAUGGAAAAAAUCGGAACACGAAAGCUACAAGUAAUGCUAGUGCCCCUCCCUCUCCAAGGGCACCUAACACCAAUGCUUCAACUAGCAAGUGUUCUUCAUUCAAGGGGAUUCUCAGUCAUAGUUGCACACACCGAGUUCAACUCUCCCAACCCGGGAAACCACCCGGAUUUCGCCUUCAUCCCUUUGCAAAACGGCGUCUGCUCCCCUUCGGGCAACCUGCUGGAGAUGAUAGCCACCAUCAACACAAACUGCAAGGAGCCACUUGAAAAAUGCAUUGUGGAGCUGCAAGGCCAAGUUUCUUGCAUCAUCUAUGACUCCCUUUUGCACUUUGUCGACACCGUGGCUCAUCAUUUGAAGGUUCCCACCAUCUUCUUCCGUCCUUCCACUGCUGUCUAUAUGCAAUCCUAUCAUGCCCUUCUAUCACUCCAUGAAAAGAUGAUCAUUCCCUUGCCAGAGUCUCACCUUGAGGAAGCAGUGCCAGAGCUUCAUCCAGUAAUCAGGUUCAAGGAUCUGCCUCUUUCAGUCUCCUCCAAGAUUCGACAAGUAGUGAUAGAUUUUGUGAAGAGUUUCAGUGAUAUAAAAUCUUCUGUAGCAGUGAUAUGGAACAGUGUGGAAAUGCUAGAUGAUUUUUCCCUUCAGCAUCAAUAUCAAGUGCCUUUCUUUCCAAUAGGCCCUCUUCACAAAAUGGCUUCAUCAUCAUCAUCAAUGCAAACUAGCCUACUGCAAGAAGAUGCCGGCUGCAUAGCCUGGCUCGACAAACAAGCCCUCAAAUCCGUGCUCUACGUGAGCUUGGGCAGCUUAGCUACGAUGAAUAGUGAAGCACUAGUUGAGACAGCAAUGGGGAUUGCCAACAGUGGGCAGCCCUUCUUGUGGGCUAUCCGUCCCUCAUCCGUUGCAGGCUCAGAGUGGAUCGAGUGCCUGCCCCAAGGGCUGAGGGAAGUGAUCCAAGAACGAGGGCUGAUUGUGAAGUGGGCCCCUCAGAAGGAGGUGCUAGCGCACCCUGCGGUUGGGGGGUUCUUGAGCCAUUGUGGGUGGAACUCGACUCUUGAGAGCGUGUGCGAGGGAGUUGCAAUGAUAUGUAGGCCUUUCUUUGGGGACCAAAUGAUAAAUGCAAGGUUCUUGAUCCAUGUGUGGGAAGUUGGUGUGGAGAUAGGUAAUGUGGCUGAUAGGAAGAGCAUUGAGGAGGCUGUGAGAGUGCUGAUGGUGGACGACCGAGGGAAGGAGACGAGGCGGAGAGCUGCCGAGAUGAAGCAUAAGCUGCAACUCUCUAGGGUUAAAGAUGGCUCUUCUUGUAAAGCAUUGGAUGAGUUGGCUCAGUUUAUCACAUCAUUAUCACCUCCAAAGUGAAAGUGGGCUUGUUUUGGUUUCUUAGCCCUGUUUCAUUGUGAUGAAAUCUUGAAAUUUAUGUAUCAAAUUAAUUGUUUGUGUGAUUGCUGCUAGAAAUCAAUAUAUAUUGUGACAUGAUCAAUGUAAUGU